UUGAGCUGUAGGGGGGGAGGGGGGAGAGAAGGUCAGGGCUGUGAAGGGAGAAGGAAGGAUCGAUUGAUUCCGAGAGAUUGUGAUGAUGGUGCCGAUUGAGCGUGCCAUUCCUCUGCAGCAGUCAGUGCGGUGUCCGAACGCAUCUUCUUCCCGCUGCUGCAUCUACAUCUUUUCUCAUUUCAUGUCUCUUCUUUUGCUUGUUUCUUCGAAGGCAGAUUCCUUGUCAUCCUUUUCGUUCUGUCUCUUGUAGUAGUCCCUCGUGAACUGUGUCCUUGGCUUCACUUCGGGGAGACAGAGGUAUUCGUGCCUGGGAUAUGGUUCUUUUGAUCGCCAUUUCGUGAUUCGUAGUGCCGGUGAGUUUUUGGCAAGUUUAGGAGGUGUUCUGAAGUAGCUUCUGGUUAGAGUGAUUGCGACGAGUCGAUAGUCUGGUUCUAUCAGGCGAGUCGAGGUAGAGAGAUUGUAGUUUGCCUUAAAGAAGAGGAUAGACACAAACUCAGUAACAUCGAUUUCCGUACGCCACGUUGAAAUUUUGGCUCCGAGUGUUUGUGGAGAUUUGGAAUUAUUGGAUUUAGAGGGGGAGAGUGUGAGAGGAAACUGCAUAUUCACACUGUGCUGUUGCGGUGUUUGAAAGUUCGAAUCGCUCUCCUCUGCUGAAUCGAGAGGGUUUCCUCACAGUAUUUGCGAACGAUUCUUGUGUUGUACGAAAUUAGUGAGUGUCUCUUAGGAUUCGUUUCUUUCCCCUGCCCAUAUUUGAUUCCGGAAGUGCUAGUGUUUGGUUACCUGCUCUGUUGUUUAUCACUCUGUUCUUAGCAGCUAUUCGUAGCUCUUUUUGUCCAAGCUCGUUUUCUGGCAUCAGUCAAGAACAGUACUGUUCCGCAGGUUACACUGCGUGAUUUGGUCGCCUGAUGUGUUGCCACAUUACUGCGCAGAUGCGUGGUUGCUGUUAACAUUUUCUGAUAUGUUAAGGGUAUAUCAUUGCUCUCUCGGUUCAUUGCAAGCUUAUGCAAUUAGUUCGCUCCCACUGAACUGCUGUUGCUUCUCGGUGAGAACAGUUAGUAUCCUGUGGUGUUCUUAUAAGAACUCGACAGUCAACAGCAUACGCGUGCAUCCUACUCCUGGAGAGUUGCACGCUUGAAAUUUGACCUUUACAGCUUUUACGAUGAAAGUUCCAGUAUUACUUCGCCCUCUUCUUGAGUGGAAAUUUUCUUCACCCUAAGGAGUGCUACCUCAGUCGUUAGAUUCGCAGCUUUGAGCGAUUCGGGGUAUGUUGGUGCAAGAUGGGGAAGAACAUGGAGUCGAUCGAGGAUGUGCUAUCAGAGAUGACGAAAUUAAAAUCAAAAUUGCCACCACGCCCUACCCCGGACGAGCUGAAAUAUGCUACGCAGACCAUCGAUAGAGUAGAAUCUACUUUGACUUCCCGGCUGGAGGAUCUUUUUCACCAGACGUCGCCUACGGGAGUUCCUUACCAUGUCUUUCGCGCUUACUUAGAGAUGCGAGAGGAGAUCAUACGUGCUAAGGCCGACGAAGAGAAGCGCAUGGCAGUGUCCAUUAUAGAGUUAGAGGAACGGCAUCAGAAAUACGAUGCCCUUAUUGCGAAAGUACAAAAUGCUGUAAUACAUCCUUUACAUAACAAUGCAGUGCACGAAGGUUCCGCUUAUGAUUACAAGCAGCCUGUGUUAUCAGCAACGGACUCUUCAAAGCAUUCAAGUCUGCCUUCUCUUUCCGAAGACAACAGUUAUUCGGGGCCACUGUCCAGGAAUUUGUCUGCUGGAAACUCGGGGGAGCGCUCAUUCAAAAAGUCGACAAUCAACAGUUCUCGAAUAUCUACUCCUGUAGCACCUUAUCCAGGUUCACAGCCAGACCAGGACAAUGGCGAGGACGGGGCUAAGCAUUAUUCUCCGAAAGUGUUAUCCGCCAUCAACAACGCUAAAAUCCAUAGUUUGAAAGAAUUGAAGCUCAAUGACAUGGGAGUUGAGUGGAUUCCCGAAUUAAUAGGGAACCUGACGCACUUAACCUCACUUGACCUAUCAGGAAAUCGUUUGACAGCAUUGCCCGAGUCCAUUGGCGAGUUGAGCAACCUGCAAUAUUUGAAUGUCUCAAAAAAUGCGUUGAAGACAUUGCCAGAAACCAUCGGAUGCCUCACAAGUUUGAGACAUCUGGAUAUACAAAUGAAUAAAAUUGAGGAACUGCCAAUGACAAUUGGCCUCUGUACACAACUCGUGGAACUACUAUGUGAUUUCAAUGAGCUAAAGGUGCUGCCUGAAGCAACAGGCAACCUGGUCUCUCUUCAGAAGUUAAGGCUCUACAUGAAUCAUGUCCACCGUUUGCCGACGACACUCAGAUCACUUACGAAUUUGGUGGAGUUGGAUGUGAAAUUCAAUCGAUUGGAGAGGGUCCCUGAAAGUGUUUGUUACCUUCCGAAUUUGAUAAAACUAGAUGUCUCAUCUAAUUUCGUCGAACUGAAGGAGCUUCCUGGAGCUAUUGGUCAAAUGCAGAGUUUACGGGAACUGAAUAUUAGCAAUAAUCAUAUUUCAUUGUUACCACCAUCUUUUGCCAUGCUUACUGGCCUUGAGAAGCUUGAAAUGGAUCAGAAUCCAUGGGUGAUUCCGCCCUUGGAUGUCGUUCAGAGAGGAAAGGAGGUCCUGAACUGCAGGCCGUGUUUCAGUUUAUGGCUGAUUUGGUAUCGCAAGAAGCUAAGGAUGAGAAGGAGACUAUUAAGAAGACGGGUUUUGGACGACUGUCGUCGGUUUUCAGGAAGAAAAAGACCCAAGGCUCGCCUUACAAGGUCAAGAAGAAAAACGAUCUCCUAAUCAGAGCUUGAAAACUUAUUAGGUGUAAAAUUUCAUCUCAUUUCAGGCCCAGAAAAUCACUCAUGUGCAAUACACGAUAUCAUCCAUGCUUGUUUUCCGCAAUGAGAACAGUAAAGCCUUUCACAUUGUUUGUUUCCAGUGUACGCUGCUUGUUCAUUGCGGAACCACAGUUGUGUAAACUUCAUCGUGAGCCUCGACGCCUAGCCAUUGGUAUAUAUUUGUAGGUUGUGUGUCUUGCAGUUGUAAAGAGUUCAUUCUUGUCGUUGCCCUACUUUCUCAAGGUAAAAAGGGCGCGGUUCAAUCUAUAUGUAGUUAUAGUCAAAUGCGGCUUUUUCUUCAAGUGGCCGACCAAAUUUUGUUGGCGAGCACUGAGAUAAUAUACCUUCUAACCAUUUCUGAUUUAUGAAGUUUCUCAUCGUAGUCUCUAGAUUUAUCAACACGUUGACUGCAACAUCAGCAGAACUUAAACGUU
Messenger RNA from Physcomitrium patens, 3282 nucleotides. NCBI's taxonomy places the organism in Eukaryota, Viridiplantae, Streptophyta, Bryopsida, Funariales, Funariaceae. The record is from RefSeq and is a predicted model, not a curated record.